UUUCUGAAAAUAAAAAAGAAUGAUCCCUCGUUUUCUCUGUUGUUCUGUUUACUCAUCUCUCCUUCCAUAAUCGCAUGAGAACAAAGGUAAAUUGAUUACCGCCCUCUUCAGUCUCAGCUCUGGCCACACUCAGAUUUGCAUGAUAGCCAGAAUCAGAGAAAUGUCAUCCAAUCUAAUAUUUCUCAACGCAAUGAUUGAUCAAUAACAUUUCGUCGAGUUAGCCACCAGCAAAUGAACACGGCAACCAUGGAUUAUUCUCAUUUACUAUCUCAUUGCAGAAUCGUUUUUUGAGAUCAUUGACAAGCAAGCAAGAUAUCAUGUGAUUUGGAUCAAAAAAAAUCGAAAGCAAUGGCCCUUUUGUCCUCGUUACCAGAUUCUGUGAAUUCUCCUUGCUCCAAAGUGUAUGCUAAUUCGAAUGCCAACGGAUCAAAUAGCUCGACAUGCAUGUAUAACAAUCAGGGGAAAUCGGAUGAAUAUCAACCUCAGGGAACGGGUUCCAACAAUUCCGACAGCCAAACGAACCACUUGCCUCUCAAGAACAAAAGUUCCUCAGUGGGAAUGCAAGACUCCUUUUCUGAUUCAGGGUUGAAGUCCAAGUCGAUGCAGAACGUUAAAUACGACUCAACAACGGGGAAAAUGUACGAGGAGCUGGGAGCUUCGGCCUCCAACAACGCUUCCAAUUUGCUCGGUCCAUCCUCGGCUGUUGGGGCUUCCAACGUGGACCUGAGCCGUGCCACAGCGGAUUAUCUCAACUACCAAUCCUAUCAAUCCUACCCCUACAGUCAGGUGUCACAAGUCAACUACAUGGGUAGCUUUGCUGCCACUGGUUACUCCACCGGAUCACAUCAACUCAAUCCUUAUGACAGAUCCAUGUAUCCCUAUAACACUCCGGGUGCCUUUGUGCCGCAUUCGGCCAUAAACUUGUCAGUCAAACCCAAUGAAACGAGUCAUGUUGCCACCGCCACCUCAUUAGAUCUCACCAUGUCCGAAGGGAACUCAUAUUUGUCGGCCUCAACCGACACCAGCUACGCCACAAAUACCUUAUCUACCAACAACUCUUUGAGUGGUCUCUCCGUGAAGCCGUCUCAAAGUGCAGCAGUGCCAAGCCCUCAAAUCUUAGAUUUGACAAGACCUAUUUUGAGUGGGCCCAACAAUCAUUCCUCUGCCUACACGAGUUCCUCUAAUACCCUGUCGUCGAGUCAUUCCAAUUCUCAAGCUCCGAGCAAGGAACAAACUGAGCCUGUGGAUUUCUCCAGUGGGUUUUCCACUGCCACUGCUUUUGGUCGGCCAGGCUCCUCCACCGAUUUAAGUCGGUUCCGCACCAACGCUUACUCCUCCUUCCCCAGUCUAGCACCUACUUACAACAGUCUCCUUCAAAAUGGAUACUCGUCGACGGGAUAUCCGAGCUAUAAUCAGACCGGUUACGGUUGUCUCAAUUAUGCAAAUUCCUCGUUCUCUUCGACGGAUGCCGCGGCUGCCUCGGCCGCGGCCAGUUUCGGCCUCCCGGGCAUGUUGGGAUCAGCUGGGGCCUCUUCCACCCCAAGAAGCCAGACGAGCUACAUGCCAUUCGGUCGGAUCAAUGGACGCAGUAAAGAUGGCAAGGAGUUGAUACAAUGCCCUACCCCCGGUUGCGAUGGUGUCGGCCAUAUCACCGGGAAUUAUGCGACUCAUCGGAGCUUAUCGGGAUGUCCCAGAGCCAACAAACCAAAGAGCAGGCCAAAAGAUGGAACUGAAGCUGAGCCGCUGAGAUGUCCAGUACCUGGUUGUGACGGUUCCGGCCACUCAACUGGAAAAUUUCUCUCUCAUCGAAGUGCUUCUGGUUGUCCUAUAGCGGCUCGCAACAAGUCUCGAGGUCUGGAUCCCAACGGAAAUCCUUCCUUGAGUAGCGGAAGCACAAGUGGCGGGGUUCUCAAGUACGGGUCAUCCAACUCACCCACAAUCACCACCUCUGUUGCCAAUAAUACCUCGAGUGGGUUUCUAUCCUCCUCAAGAAUGUCAUCUUCAGUGGCCCUGGGAGCAUCCAUGGCCGACUUUUCCACGGCAGUGGCAGCAGCGGCAGCAGCUGUAAGUGCCUCCGCAGCAGCGGUCUCCUUUGGGACAUCUGGACAGACUCCGGCGGAUUUGAUGAACUUAAACGAUGAUGAUAUUUCCAGUCUACAAAAGGACUCAUCCUUAACUGGGGCUAGUGGCAAAUUGGACGGAAGUAGUAGCGGUGGUGGUGUUGGUGGUGGGGCUCUUCUUGGGAAUUCGACAAGUCGAAGUGCUCGCAUUGAUCCCACUUACAUGGACACCUCGGACUUAAGCUCCUCAUCGUACAAAGAGUCGUCGGCCUCACUCUCCAAUUUCGAGACCAGAAGGUAUGGCGCCACUCUGGGGUCCUCGCCAGCCUCAUCGUCGAUAGGCUCGGCUAAGUUUAACACUUCGUACGAGAACCUGAGACGAGAUAUGAUAUCUAUUCUUGGCCAACACGUCAAAGUGCCCAAUGAGAUAGAGACUAGUGUGGUUCCACCCUCAAUAACUAACAUGCCCAAUGCAAUGCCAAAUCACAUUCAUCAUCAACAACAGCAACAGCAGCCACAACAACACAGUAAUCCUCAUCCAGAUCAUCAGCAGCAAACGCAUCAAUCUCAGGCUCCUCAUCAUCCUCAACAACAACAACCCCAACAAUCACAUCAGCUACAGCAGCAGCAACAACAUCACCUAUUGGACACGCCCUUGACGCCUCGCAGCACAAAUAAGGAAAACUUUGAUUCCUACUUCUCGAAACUCCAAACUAUUUGCACUGACAACAUGAACGAUGAUGUCAAGCCCGUCUGUGAUCCAUCAAGGAAACACCCCGUACAACAGCCUGGAGGCAGUUUUAGCCUCUCAAAUAAUGGUGGCGGGGCCGGAGGCGGCGGGGCCGCAAUGCUGACUUGAAUAUGAACGAACCUCUUAGGCCCAAUAAAAUGUCAAAUCAACGUAAACUAACAUCUCCAAGUAGAGUAGAAUGAUUCAAAAUCUCCUAUUUCGGCAUCAUCUACAAUGACGAAAAAUUGAAGAACAACAUUAUCAUCAUCACCUAAAUUGACACUAAAACGAAGACCUAGAACUGCCUAAAUUCCUUAUGGUACGAACAUACAUAUUAUCAUUAUGAUUAUCAUAAAUAUUGCUACUGCUGCUACUACUACUACCACUAUUUCAAGUACUAUCAUUACUUCAACUACAUCUCGUAUUACUUCAAAACUCCUCCUCAAAGAUAAAGAAGAAGACCCAAUUAGCUUGCUGUCUGCCUUGCUGUGAUUUCUAGAUCAAUAAAUUGUCCUUUGUAAAACA
Tigriopus californicus is the source of this 3315-nucleotide messenger RNA. Its product is annotated as myelin transcription factor 1-like. Bases 349 to 2919 code for a protein of 856 amino acids. The record is from RefSeq and is a predicted model, not a curated record. Gene Ontology annotation, biological process: regulation of transcription by RNA polymerase II. Gene Ontology annotation, molecular function: DNA-binding transcription factor activity, RNA polymerase II-specific; zinc ion binding; RNA polymerase II cis-regulatory region sequence-specific DNA binding. The transcript has 10 exons. NCBI's taxonomy places the organism in Eukaryota, Metazoa, Arthropoda, Copepoda, Harpacticoida, Harpacticidae. Gene Ontology annotation, cellular component: nucleus.